UCCUCGAACCAUUUGCGAGGCGCCGUUGGGCGGCGGUUGGGGGAAAGCGGCCUUCCCCGUCGCUCCUCCAUCCCCGGUGGUUUAAGUCGCGGGUCCGCUAUGGAGAAGAAGAAAGCGCCGACCGCCACGCCUUCCCACCCCAUGGCCGGGGCGGGGAAAUAUAGCGCUUUCGACCGGGAGGCGCUCAUCCGGAUGGCUAAACAUAGAGCUUCAAGCCACGAUGUUUCAGGAAGUGAACCAGAUGACGACUCCACAACAGAUUUUACAAAAAAUGAACUCUUAGCAUUCAAGGCCAGCUUUGCAAGGCCAAGAUAUGGCAACACAUACAGAAUGGAGCCUUACAGAAAAUGUGAAGUUCAUGUAAUAAGGAAGAGAGUCGAAGGGAUCCUAAAGACUAAACUUCAAGAUUUCAAAUACAGUGGAUCUGAGGGCUGCACCACAUGCACAGGCCUUGCAGAAGAAAUCUUAGCAGUUCUUGAAGAGCUGGGCUAUGAUCGUUACAAAUAUAUAGUUCAAGUGUUUCUUGUGGAAAAGACUGGUCAGUCAGUACAUAUUGCCAGUAGAUGGGUCUGGGAUGUUGCAAGAGACACUUGGGUGCAAGCUCAACAUGAAACUGAGAACUAUGUAGCAGUGGCUCUGAUAGUUGCCUGUUAUUAUGAAUAAUGUUUUUGUGGAAAGUGGUGUAAUAAAAGUGUAUAUCUGUGGUUCUCUAGAAUGUUAUAUUGUAUUUGCUCAGUAAAUGUCAACAGCAUU
Pogona vitticeps (central bearded dragon) is the source of this 753-nucleotide messenger RNA. RefSeq names its product dynein light chain Tctex-type 2 (gene DYNLT2). Gene Ontology annotation, biological process: microtubule-based movement. Gene Ontology annotation, molecular function: dynein intermediate chain binding. Lineage: Eukaryota; Metazoa; Chordata; Lepidosauria; Squamata; Agamidae. The record is from RefSeq and is a predicted model, not a curated record. Gene Ontology annotation, cellular component: cytoplasm; cytoplasmic dynein complex.